AUGUGCGCUAGGCACAUCAUCCACCGGUUUCUUGGCAAAUUUCUAGAGCGUCAACUAUCUCUAGAUCAGCUCUCUUUGAAUCUCACCCAAGGGAACGUUGAAGUUGAAGAAAUCACUCUGAAUGUACAGGUAAAUUCAAAGUAACCUUUAUUUUAGUGAGUUAUCAUUUGUUUAGGUCUUGAACGAUGUGUUGACGACGUUCAACAUCCCAUUUGUUUUGCUCGACGGGUAUAUUGGUAAAAUUACAGUUGGUGAGUUUGUGAGGAAUCUUGUCACAAGUUGAGAAAUGAAUUUUCCAGAAGUCCCUUGGCUUUCACUCAUGUCAAACCCCACCAGAGUUCGGGUCGAAGAUUUGCAGCUAACUUUCCAAUCUCGGGAAAAAAUUAAGCUGGAUGAUAAGGAUCUCGGUGAGGUUUUCGAUUGAAUAUUUAUUUGAUUCAAAUUUUGAAUUUUCGUUCCAAUUGUUCUGAAUUCUAUCACGGCAGUGCGUCUUAUCAAAGAUCAAGUACAAAACAUGUGAUCAGAUCCGUUUUGCGCUUUCGAACACAAGAAAAAAUUUUAAUUCAUUUUCAGUCGCUUCAAUGAUCGGAAGCGUUGUCGGUUCUUUGGUUUCCUCGCGAGAAUUGGCAAGAAGUAUAUACGAAGAAUCUUUGCAAGAAGGAACGGAGGCCGUGGUCGAUGACGGUAUUGCAGCUUUCACCAAGGUUUUUAUUUUAGAGUAACUUAGAAAAAACGCUGACUCAUUCAGAUCAUCGACGCGAUUUACUCUCGCUUUUGCGUUGACUUUGGCAACACGACAGUUCGCGUCGAAAGCCUUCCUGAUGAGAACUCUGGAAUGUGCACAGCUCUCGAAUUCCGCAUUGAGAAGUUUGUUCUGGAGAAUUUUUUUUUUGAUUCGUUUUUUUAGAAUCCAAUUCAUGGAUGAGCAGAUGAGAGCAUGUGAGCAAGAACAUCAGUCAUCGGAUUCCAUUACAAGUCAGCCGCACGGGAUUGGCAAUAUUACCAAUUUGAAUAAGUUUCUUGUUAUCAACGGUAUGUUUUGUUUUUUUUUAGGUUUAAAAAGGACUUUUCAAAAAAGUUGACUUUUUUCCGUUCUGAAAUUAUGAAUUAAAAACCCUUUUAAUAGAACUUUCAAUUUUUUUAUGGUUACUGAGGUUUCCCAGGACUUAUUGGAAAUGAUUUCCAGGUGUUACCAUGUAUACGGAUGUUUUUUCGCCGCUAUCAGAUGACCUCAUGGUUAACGGGGCUAACGUGUUAAUUACGAGUAUGCAUAUAAGAAGAGAAAAAAUAAAGCAGGUAGAUUUGAAAAAAAAAUUUCAUGGAUAAAAGGGAAAUUUCAGAUGUCUCCCACCAGGUCUCCCCAAAGUUCUCUGCACGCCGACCUUUACACUUCCGUGGCUAGUAACGCAACCGCUUUCCAUUCAUGUUAUGCGAGUUGUAAGAUUUUGUCAUCUUUUCGGCUCUGACUUGGGUUAUCAGUUUCAGUGACCGCCGAUUCAUCUCCUUUCCAACAUGAUCCCAAAGAAGUCGCGGAACCAGAGUGAGCUUCAGUCCGGCUUUUCAAAUAAAAAUAGGAACUUUUACAGGCUCUUCAGUAGCCCGAUCAAGUUUGCGGAAGUUAUUGGUGAGACGACAAUUGUCACCCGGAUCAAAAAUGACAUCGAAAAAAGCAAGACUCAAGCGGGAGUUGAAGAAAAUAAAGUGAGAUUUGAAAAUUGUCUCGAACCUAUUGUUCGAUGCUCCAGGUCGAAGUUGAAAUGUUCUUCAAAGGCUUGUACGUUUUCCUCACGCCGUCUCAGCUUUUCAUCAUCAAACAGUAAUAUUUAUUUUCCCUUUAUUCAACUUCACCAUGAACAACAGAUUCGUCGAACUAGCAGCACUGCCCGAUACUCCAUCUACAUCGGAACACGGCAAACCCAUGCAAAAAGAAGAUUAUGAAGUCAUGAUUCGAAACAUUGAAAAAGUUUCAUUUCAAAACGGUCAGGCUGGAGCAGGUCUUUCUGGAGGUUGGGACUUGGGAGAAAUUUGGAUAAAUUAUUUUGCGUCUCAGUUUUAGGAAACUGGCGGAAGGUGGAAGAUUUCGAUUCGAUCGAUCUGCAUGAAUUCGGUCCCUGCACAAGCGAGGAAAACGGAAACGGUUACCCUAACAACAGUUAGUUUUUUUCUACAUAAAAAAACAAAAAUUGUCUUCAGAAAGCCCGCCUCCGAGUACAAACGAAAAUAUCAACUUGAAAGCGAAAUUUGGAACCGUUCUGAUAUACAUCCCUCACUAUGACUUUCUGUCCUGCGACAACAUCUCGAAUCAUCGGAAUCAUCACAUCGCUAUUUCAGAGCUCUCUGAUGAAGCGGAGAAGUUUUAUUUACUUUCCUUUGGAGACUACAUAGAAUUCAACAGAUUCUUCGCUCUAUCUGAAAAUCUGAAGUUUUCGUCAAAGAUUCCGUUAGACUGCAUUCGAGAGGAUGCGGAUAAGCUCUACACAAAAGAUCAUUUGAGGUACCUUUUAGUGAAUACUUUAAUUUACUCAUUUUUUAUUUAGAAUUGUCGCAUCUUCUGUGACUUUUGCUUAUUCUAUGAAGCGGGUAUCUGGAUCGGAAAAUAUGCUGGCGAAAAUGGUUCUGACGAAUUGUGACAUUUUGGAAUAUCUCACAACAGCCAGCGUGCCGGUUAUUCAACUUGGAAUGUUUUCAUCAGAAAGAUUUUUAGACAUCUUCUGAACCGUCCCAUAUCCCGUUGUUAAACUUCUCGAACAUGGAAAACCCAGACAACGACCCUCAUUUGAAACUUAUUGCUUCUACUUCAACCGAGGCUAAAGGAAAGGUUUUUUUUCUGGUUUUCCGGCUCAACCAAAUAAAAAAUGAUUCUAGCUGAAAAUUGACGCUUUCAUCAGCCCUUGUGAGACAGAGUUAGACCUUUCAAUCGUCGAUCGAAUUGCCGAUUUAAUUGUCACACGGCCAUUUUUCGAACGGAGCAAAUAUCCUGACAUGUACAGGUCAGUUAAUUCAUUUAUUAUCCUUUUUCGUAAGAAAAAAAAAAUUACAGAAAAGAGCCUCCGCCACUAAGAGAAGACCUAUUCGCUAGCCCUGAACCUACCGAUGACAGUCCUCCAGCUUCUUCCAACAUUGAAAUCGUCUGCCCCAACUGGAAAAUCAAUCUAGCGUAUGUCACAUAAAUUGAGCGUUUUGAAACUCAAUUCUUCAGAAUUCCCAAGGCCGAUCUGCGAGAUCCCACAGGAACCAGAAUUCCGUACUACCAACGGCAUGUUCAUCCAGAAUCUAUCAAGUUUCAUCUGCAAGAAGUGAAGGCGAAAAUUCCCAGAAAUUACGACGAAUCCUUCUCUUUGGAUAUUUCUUGCCAUGAGCUGAAAGGUUGAUUAAAAAGAAAACUUUUUUGUUUAAAUGAAAAUCUUCCAGGUGAUUUCAUCAGUCCCGAAAUCAAAGAAGCCCAAGAAUCUCACUUACUUUAUGCCAGUAACGCACAGUUAAACAGAGUCGGGUCAGUAUGACUUUUCAAGAGAAAUGAAAAAAAAGGUGUUUUCAGUAUCACAGUGGAAUACGAUCCGAGGAACAAGUGUCUGAAGGCAGAAACAACGACGAGAAUAAAUUCACCUGACGAUGAAAUGCGAAAGUCGUUCUCUUCCCCGAUAAUGGUCACCCAGAAGAAGUGCGAAGGACCAUUCUCUCAGAUUCCGAGAGCUUUUUGCGGCGAUGAUCAUGAAAAGGUUGGUUUUUCUACCCUACCGAAAAAAUCAGAGAAAAAAUUUAACUGCGACCUUCCUCUUAAAAAUCUCGCUCUACUUUUCAUAUGAUUUUUAUGUUUUAGAUUGUCCAAGCCGGCACUCGAGGCGAGAUGCUUGAUUUCCAAGAAAAUUGUAUAAAGAUGUCUGCCCUCUCUGUUCGCUUCGACGUCCCUCUUCUUCGAUUGCGACUUCCAAAUAAGCAACAUUUGGAAGUUCUGUACAAUCGACUGGUGAACGAUUUGGCUUUGUGGCAACCUGCCGCUCCGUCUCUACGAAUUCCGGCAGAAAAUGUCAAAAUAAAUGCAUUGGACGCUUUCCACGAGUGCACGCCUUCUCAUCGUGAAAGUGGCGUUUUGAUUUAUUCGAAUUUUUUGAAUUUAUUUUUUCAGACGACAGUGAUGGCUCCGAUGUUGAGGAGGAAACAAGCAAAAUUGUCCCUGAAGUUGAAGACUUUGACCGAAAUCGCUCACACAACUUCUGCCUCACCCUGAACGUCAAUAAAUGUGCAAUCCUGUGUGAAACCGUGGUCCGAGAGGUUUCCUGUUCGAGUAAUCUAUUUCUGAAUUUGAGUUUAAGAACUCUCAGCCAAUUGGAAAUGGACAAAUAUCCUUGGAUUUCCAAGAAGCCCAUCUGGGAACAACUGUGGGAUAUCAUGGCGAUCUGAAUCACACUUAUUUCCAUUUCACUUCAAAGAGAACGUCCAUUGGCAGCUCUAGUAAGUUUCAAGAGGUUUUAAAAUAAAUAAGAAUUGUGUCAGAUCAACCCGAUGCAUUCACGAAGAGACUGGAGGCGAAAGACUUCGGAAAGUGGACAAAAGAAGAGACCCAGGCCGAGUUCAUCAAUACGAAUGAUGAACUCAGUUCUGGAUCUUUGGAAGACUCUAUCGGGGUGGCCCUCCAUUUGCACUCUAGACCGGAUAUCAAUGUCAAGGUGCUUAUAAUUCCUCAUUUUCUUCAUCGAAAAAUCCUGCAGGAUGUUCUUCUUUCUGUUGCUCUGAGAAAUACUCUGCUCCACGCUCGUCCUUUUGGGGACGUCGGUCAGUUUUGGGCCUCUCAAAUUGCGGAACUGUUCACUUUGACUGAUUAUGCCAUUCCUGGAUACGAGCUCCCCUUGAUUACGGUUUUUAUAAAAUUUUGCUUGCAUUAAUGUACAAAGAAAAUUCAAGACGGACGUUCAUUUCAAUUUGGAAAACGCGGUUAUCGGAUACAACCACGUUUGGGUGAAGCCGGAGAGCAAAACUAAAUUUCGGGUCGUCCUGGGAGAAUGCAACUUCAGCAGCUCAAUGAUCCAGAACAUGAGUGUCUCCAAGGUGAUAGUUGGAAAUUGAAGCCUCCGAAAUACAAAAAUUUUUCAGACGCUCUGCAUUUUGGAACGAGCGAGCCUUCUUAUGAGCAAUGAUGCUUCAAGGGAUACGGUCCGUUUCGAUGAUUCUAGAGGUCGCAAAGCUUUCAUGAAAGUUCUGGAUAUUGGUCUGGUUCAGCUAGAGGCAAAUGAUGAUCUUACUUAUUUUUUACUCAUUUGGAAAUUUAGGUUCUGGUUGCGAUGGCAAAAGAAGGCGGCGAAAAUACGCCAUUUUUCGAGAUCAAGUGCAAGAACGACAUUGUUCAGGUGUCUAAUUUCUUCAUAUUGUAUGAAAAUAAGAUCAAUUCAGAUGUGGGCCUGCGCUGAUUCUCUUGCCAUGAUCAUCAACGUUGUUUCUGAAAUUACCGAGUCAGACAAGUUCAAACCUACGCCUCCAAAAGAGGAAAAAGAGCCGAUUUCACGGAAACCAAGCCAGUCGAGCGAAGAUGACGUUAAAAGCGAGGUUUGAAGAUUUGUUGUCAGCGAAGAAAAAAUGGGUCAAUGGUUUUAGGCUGGAGAAUCGGUUUGGAGUCAUACGACUUCUCUUCGAAGGGCAAGACUGGACCAAGGAUCUACGCUUCCUCUUCAUGUCGAGAAACACAUGAAGGUUAUUAUUGGAAGAAAAAAUAUAUUAAGAGAUUGAAGGAAAUUUCUUGACAAAAACUGAAGUUCUCCUGAAACGCUUGAUAGCUAAUCAAAAAGUCGAAAGUCUCAUCCAAAUUUUUAGGAAGUUAUCGAAGAGGCAGCUCGAGACAAAGAUCAUCAUCGCCCGAUUGAGGUGGGUAAAGAUGCCGUCGAAGAAUUCAGUCCAAUCUUCAAGCCUCAAGGACAGGUGAGCUACUUUUUGAUCGAAAUUUUGAAUUUCUCUUCAUUUUAGGAUUACGGCGCACCUCACCUUGUUUAUUCUCCCUCGGAACGAAAUUUCUCAUGCUCACAUGAUGAGGAGUUUUGCAUGGUAGAUGAAGAUGUUUUGGGCUCUGGAAUCACGGUCAGAAACAUUUUUUUGAGACGAACAUUAUUUUGAAUCUUCAGAAUGUUGCCGGUGAAGCGAGAGUCCGUCAUGUUGGCCCGAAAGCAGGGCCGGAUGGAUCGGGAAUCGUGAUCAAUUUGAAUCACUUUCCUAUUCCUGAUGAAUGGCGCGCUGAUGGACUCCCACAACUUCCAGAUGGUCAUCCAAAACCCAUCGUUCGGUGAGAAAAUCAUUCUCAACCUAAAAUUUAAAAAAUUUCCAGGUACCUUCUGAAGGACCUCACUGUGAAAGUAAAUCUGUACGGUGGAAGUGACUUGUCACAAUAUCCUCCCAAGCCGAAGUCCUACAGUACCGAUGAAUAUCGAGAAGGCCGUGGGAAGGGCCAAAAUAUCCAUCCUCAAGCCCGUGGCGGGGAAUUCCGUGAUCAUUCGGUCGCCGUUUGUUUGGAGUUUUCAAAGGUUACCUGAAACGAAAAAAUGACCUUACCAUAGUGUUUUUUAAGAUCACUUUCAUGCAUCAAUUCUUCGAAAAGCCGGCUCCAUUCAUGACCACCACGCUUUUCUCGAUACGCGACGUCGUUGUUCGAGAUCGUGUUCACGCCAGUGACAUCAAAGAUAUGCUCUAUCAAGUUUGAAAUUUUUUCGUUUGCUUUAUGGUGCGCCUGAAAAUGACAAACGAAUGAAAAUAUUCAAAAAAAUAUUUCAGUAUUCGACCGCCUCUGAGCCAAGAAGAACAUCUGCUCCUAUGCUUGCAAUAAGAAUAGCUCAGAAUCAGAAAAACGAAGGAAAAAUGAGGGUUCGCGAUAUAAUUUCCUUCCCAACCUUUUUUUUUUAAUACUUUCAGGUUUCCAUGCUGCCAAUCAAGAUCAACAUCGAUCAAGACACACUUGAAUUCGUCACGGACUUCAUUGAAGAGCUUGGCAAACUGGUGAAGCUCCCUAAAGAAGGUAGAUGGACAAUUAGAUGAGAAAUAGCAAGUAGUUCUUUUUCAGCUACGUCUUCAAUGCAAAGCCGUCCGAUGAUCGAGGUCCCAGCGGAGGUCCGAGAGGCGGCUGCCAUCAGCGCCUCCAGAAAAGCUUCAUCUUCUUCUUCUGGACACCUUUAUCCGAAUCUGAGCCGGCCGUCCUUGAGCUUAGAGCCACUGACGCCUUCUCCCGUUGUGCCUCCUACAUCUCUCGGAGAACAAGGUUUUUCAUUGCUAUUUUAUUUCUGUCUUUUGAUUCCAAUUUGAAAUUAGUUUCACUAAUUUAUUUCUACUUCCCGAAGUUCGCACUAAGCUUUUGCUAUCUAUGCGCUUUGAAUUAACUACUAAAAAGAACCUAUUUCUAUUCAAGACCUCACGUACCUGGAAUCCCGUGGGUCGACCCACAACUCGCCUGUCAAACUGCCACUGUAUCCAACGCCUCUAACUGCUUCAGCUGUUUCUAUUGGUAACAUAACUCUUUCUAAAAAUUGUGAACUAAUCAAUCUUUUUAGGAGACAUGUUUGCCUCACGUAAUCCUUCAAGAGCCAAAAAAGCUGCGCCAGACACGAUUUUGUACUCAGGAUCUUCUUCUGAAGUGAAAAAACCUUGAAAUUUUUCAAGAAUCAAAUUUUUUAGUCUUCGAGCCCUGAUUUGAUUCGAACGGAUUUGGAUGAGGACGAACUUGCGGAUGGUCUCGAUGGAGAUUGGGCCGGCAACAAUAUCUGGUAUGUUAAGAAGGUAGUUAAUCAUUAAAAAUAAUUUAAAUAUCCAGUUUCUCGUCAAACACUGUGUUCCCUAAUCCAGUGCGCAUGCCAAAUGUUGACGAUCUUUUGUCGAGGUCUACUAUGUCGGGGUCCAUUCAUCCAAAUCUCGCUGAUAAUUUGAUAGACACCAGCAGCGACAUUGACGAGAAUGAAGAGCAUGGGGUACAACUAGAAAGUCCUGCGAAGAUUCCUGACGUUUUUUUUUCUAGAAUUUCCUUGAUUCUUCCGGAGACGUGGCAGCUGACGACGACGAAGAAGAUCGCAUGACUUGUACUGGAGGUCAGAGAGAAGAAGACGAGGAGGAAGAAAAGCAAGAAAUGGAAGCUCCACAAGACGACUUUCCGACUCGAGAGCACACCUUUUUCAAGUUGGUUGACCGAAACUUUUUAAUUUUUGUGAAACUCUACAAAGCCUGUGAAAUGGUCAGGCUUGGCCUAGGUAAAAAUUGAGAAUAACGAUGUGGAUUUGUUCGCAAAGGCAAAAACGCUCUUAUUCAGGGAAUUCGUCUUCUCUCCUUCAAUUUCCAUCUACGUUGAUUACCAAGGAAAAAGAAAAAUCAGCAUGGAAAAGACUGGUGCGAUUGUUGGUAAGUUUCCAUGCAAUAAACAAUAUUUAAAAAAACAAUCUGCAGCUCUUCUCAUGGCUUUUGGUCAGCUGAACCAAAUGCCAAUUGAACUGAGGGAAUUGGUCAACCGUAACGGCAUGCUGGGCGUUGGCAGAUGCAUCAAUGUAAUUUUCAUUCAUUUUCAUUUUCAAGGUUGAAUGGAAGAUUUCAGUACGCUAUCAAUGAAUGGUCUGCUGAUCUGAUGGCCAACAUGCCGACGGUCAUUGCCAGUUGUGGACCAAUCAGCCCACUUGUUCAAAUUGGUGAGAUUGUCAGAGUGAGAAGUUGAAAAAAAGUUUUUUUCUUCCAGGAAAGGGGAUCGUCGAUCUUUUCUGGAUGCCGAUGGAAGAAAUGAGAAAAGAGGAUGGGCGCGUCGUGAAAGGAAUUCAGAAAGGCGUCGGUUCUUUUGGCGUUUCUUCUGCAGCUGGAAUCGUCGGCAUGGCUCAGACGGUGGCUGGAUUCGUGCAGGUGAACUUUAAGAAAUACGUUUAAAAAAAUGUAAAAUUCACGACCGCAUGAAGAAUGAGUCAAGUUUCAAUGAUUUCUCUAAAAUUUAGUACGGCUGAAUUUUCGGCUAAUGAAGAAAACAAUUGAAAAUUCAACGUAUCUGCAACACUGAGUCAUUUUAUGAGCAACCAUGGGUUUCAAAAAGCAGCAAAUGAAGGAACGUCGGACCCUUUGUUCGACAUUAUUUGGAGCUUCUGGUUUUACUGCUGAUGGUCUGGAGGAUGGUUUUUCUGUAACUUCUUUUAUUUAUUGAUUGAUAGAAAGUUUCAAGCCAAAAAUGUUUUAUCUUUGCAAAAAAUCCGAUGAGAUCUUAUUUAAAUAAUCUAGACAAUCGCGGAGAUGACAAUGCACGAGGUCAAACCUGACGGAGCCUACAUGAACCGCAGAAACAGGCGCGUUGAACGAGCCCAAGCCGUGAACCCCACGGACGUUCGUCACAGUCUCCAACUUGCUUACGGAACUCUUUAUGAGGUUCGGCAAUCUAAUAUAAAUUAUCUGAGGGAUUAAAAUAAUGACUUCUAGGGGUAUCGCCAAACCCGUGAUGAUUUCGAGCUCGCAGCUCAAGAAGAUCGAGCCUCGGGUCAUUCUGUCGUCCGCAGCGCUUUCCGCUAUGCUGUGCCGACGUUCCUUGGUCCUAUCGUCAUGGCAUCUCAAGUCACCUAUCAACUCCUUGGAGGUUUGUUUCCAUGUCAUAUUUUCCAGCAGCUUCAAAAAUCAAUUUUUCAAUUUAAAAAGAUUUUUUUGAGCUUUUGGUCGGGUUUUUAGAGAACUUCAGAUGAAAGAUGAAAUUUGCUGUUGGAAAUGAAAAAAAGCAGCGAUAAAUUCAUAAAAAUGGUGAAGCGAUGAAACUAUAAUUAUCUUGAAGCUUCUGAGGAAAAACCUAUCCCAAACACCUGUAAUUAUACUUUUAAUCUUCUCAUAAUCGGAAGACUCAUUUUUCAAUUCUCAAUAUGUCAUAAUUUUUGUUUGAAGGACUUCGCAAUCAAUUGCGUCCCGAUAUUUACCAAGAUGAACGCCGUAAAUGGGGCGAAGAAGACGUCCGGGAGGCUCUGGAAAAUAAUUUUUCCACUGUUCACUCUUUUCUAACCCAUUUUUGUACAAAAAAAAAUAUCGAUUUGAUCACGUGGCCUUUUUUCCUUUCUAUCCGUUUGUUUAAAAACUGUCCAAAGUGUACAUUUGUACAUACUAUACAUCCAGUGUACAUUGUGUUACAUUUCAAUUGUUGAUUGCCUUGUUUCAUUUUGUAUCGAAAUGCGGAACUUUGUUGAAAGACUUUUUUUUUCUUCGUGAUCCAUCUCACGCCUUGUAUAGUUAUCUCAAAUUUUUGAGAUUUAUUUUGAAAAAUUUAUUAUUGCUUGCUUUGCCUUUUAAAAUUGUGCUUUUCCCGGAUUUACUGAUUUUUGUGUUGAAUUUGAUUUUUUUUUUUCCAUAAAAACAGUUUUUUUGUGAUUUUUGUUGGGUUGAAAAAUUCAGAGGGGUGAUUUGAACGCAUGAUGAAAUGAUUUUUUUAAAAGGCAAAAAAAUUGACGGCUUUUUGCGAAGUUUUUCCAAAAAGAAAAUGAGAUUUUUACAUCUACAUCCAGACUUUCCGUUUUUUUGAUAUAGAUGAUGGACAAUAGUUCAAAAUUGUAUGUAUGAACAUUUUUGAAUAGUUCUUAUUUGAAAAAUCAAACUUUUUGUGGCUAAAAAUCUUUGUUUUUUUGUGAUUCCAGUACUAUGAUUUUUGCUGUGAAUCGAGUAUGAGUAGCAUGCAAAAAAGUGUUCCUCGCUAAUGGAUAUGCGAAGCGUUCCAUUUGAUUUGAUUAACAACGUCUUCCGCACAUUUGAUUUCUAACCACUUAUCGAUUUUGCAUUAUCAGCUUCAAAUUUUUUUUAUCACAUCAAUCAAACCCUUCUUGCGUCGGGCGAUAUUUCAUAAAAACGAUAAGCGAACUUUGAGUUAUUAGCGAUUUUUUACAGGAUAGCUCCUGAAAACGGCUGCAUUCGGAUGUUUUCUUUGGGAAUUUUUGUGUGCUUGUGUAUUUGUAUUGGCUCUUCUGGUAGUCAGGUGAGAAUUUAUAAUCAAAGUCAAGUUUCAGGUUGAGUACUUCCAAUUAACUUCCUUUUUUUUCAAAAUCAAAUGACUGGAUCUGGUUUGCAAGAUCACAGAAAUAGAUUGGCAAAUUUCUUUGAAUAUUUUUCUCAGUUUCAUUCAAGAGGAUUAUCGUUAUUUACAUUACAGUCACCUUCAUAUGUAGCAAUAAAAUUUUUCUAGGAAAGAAAUCCAAUCGUAUCAGGGGUCCGAGUUGAGAAUCCACAUGGCACUAAAGGGUUCAUUGGAUACAAGUGAGUCUAUUUUCGACGUUUCUCCAUUUUUUAAAUGUUAUUUUAGAAUCCCUUCUGGAAUAAUCUUGGUGGAAGCUGGGGCACAAGUCACUGUCUCCAUUUACGGCUACAACCUAGACAAUGUUAUUUUCUUUUUUGAGACUUUGGAACUUGAAAGUCUUCAGGUUGAAUCCGCCAGUUUCACCGAUUCAGUGUGCCUCACUUCGGAGUUCAACAUCUCGAGUAGCGAUUUCUCGAUUCAAAAGAGCACCCGCAUCGUUUUUUCUCACACUUUCUUGGAGUGAGAAUCGGUUCAAACUGGAAAAAAAAGCUGAUUUUCAGAUGGCCAACGCCUUGGAGACUUUGCGUGAGAGAAAAAGGGAAGCGAGAUAGCAUCCAGGUAGAAUAAUUAAAAAAUAGUUUUAUAUGAAUUUUCAGAUUGACGACGAUAGAACGUGGGUCCAAACGAGUUACAAAACUGAGGAGCCUUAUUUUCCCUGGUUUAUUCAGGUUUUUAAUGAGCGGAGAAACGUAUAUGGUCCAAAUUUCAGUAUCCUCUCAUUGUUGUCCUCCUUUUCCUGUCAGCCCUCUGCUCGGGUCUGAAUAUUGGAUUGAUGGCGCUGUCUACAAUGGAGCUGAAUUUAAUUAUGAAUAGUGGUAAGGUUAUUGGAAAUUAUUUGCGAGAAUUUUUUACCACUAGAAACGUGGUAAAUAUGCAUAAAAAAGCUCAAAAUGUCAUUUUUGAACAUUAAUGGUUAAAAAUCGAAGUCGAACAGUGCACAUUUUCAUUUUGAAGGCACCGAUGAGGAAGCAAAAUAUGCAAAAACGAUCUUACCAGCACGCAAAAAUGGAAAUUACUUGAUUACAACUUUGAUUCUUAUCAAUGUGGUGAGUUAUUCUUUAGCAGUUUUCUCCACCUACCAGUUUUUUAGAUGGUCAAUGCCGGAAUUUCGAUUCUUUUCGAAGAUAUUGCUCAUGGCUUAGCAGCAUUCGUCAUUUCUUCUGCCGGAAUCACCGUGUUUGGCGAGAUCGUACCUCAGAGCAUUUGUGUGAAGUUGGCCGUCUUUUGUUUUAGAUUAUGAAAUAAUUUCAGGUAUGGCUUGGCGAUCGGGGCCAGAACCAUGCCUCUUGUCAGAUUUUUCAUGUUCCUGAUGUUCCCUCUUGCUUGGCCACUCAGUAAGGUAUUUCGAUCAAGAGAAAUUCAAAAUUUCAAUUUCAAACUUCUAGAUCCUUGAUUUCAUUCUUGGCGUUGAAGUCGACAAUUUCGAUCGAAACAGACUGGUGGAAAUUUUGAAAAUGAGCGUAGACGAGAAUGAUUUGGUAGCCAUUAUAACUUUCUUUGUAUUUCAAGGAACUUCAGGACAUGGCCAAUUUAACUAGAAUUGCCGUCGGUGCGAUGGAGCUGAGCAAAAAGAAAGCUAUCGACUGCAUGACUAAAAUUGAAGUGAUUCUUGGAUUUAAAACUUUUUACAUAGCAGCUCUAGGACGUUUUCAUGUUGUCGGAAGAUACCUGCAUAAAUGCGGCCGUUCUGGAAGAAAUCGGAGAAAGAGGCUAUUCAAGGAUCCCGCUCUACGCUGGAAAUGACCGGAAUGAUGUUUGAAAUUUUCCAGGAAUAGAAAAAAUAGAUAAAAUUCAGGUGAAAUCGAUUUUGCACAUGAGCGACCUGGCGUUGAUCAACAAGAAGAGCAACAUUCCCGUAAAAGCCGUGGCCAAUUAUAACCAUCGAAAGUUGAGAGUCGUUGACGAACAUAUGCCUCUGACCGCCCUUCUCGAAGAGUUCAAAUUGGUUUUUUUUUGAUUUUGGUUUUUUUUUUCGUUGAUUUAAAACUUCAGGGAGAUUAUCAUCUAGCCAUGGUUGCCAAAUCGAAUUAUUUCUACAAACGAGAAACUACGAUUGAGAAAAAGUCCGACUUUUUCAUGGUAACUUUUGAAAACUAGACAUUUGAAUGGAAUUGUCUUUCUAAGACUUCCAUGAAACUCCUUGAAGCCGCAACGACUUUGCUCAAGCCUGUGGAUGUGAGUGAAGAGGCCGCUUUAACAUUGACUGGAGUGGUAUGUAGGAAAAAUUUGCAGAAUAAGAAAAAAUGUUUACAGGUGACAUUGGAAGACAUUUUAGAAGAAAUUCUCCAAUCUGAGAUCAUUGACGAAACGGAUUCCGUUUUGGACAAUGUACAGAAAAACAGACGAAACAGAGUUUAGACAAAUUCUUUUAUUGAAUUAUUAAAAAGUGAUUUUCAGCCAAAGUUCGGAGACAAAGCCAAUGAUGAAGCCGAAAGCGAGCAAUUGUCGUGGAACGUUUUGAAGGUUUUUUUUCCUUUUAAGAGACCAUUAUAAUUUUUCAGAAAGCUGGGGCUAAGGGAUGAGUAGCCUUAAAAUGUCCUUUUAAAACUCAGUUCCCCUUCAUUAUUUUCAGAUGACUCAAAAAUUCCUAGCCGAAGAAAGCGCUGUUUUCGAUAUAAAAAUCAUCGAAAUGAAAGCUCAAGAAAAGCUCAUUCAAAAAAACAUUCGUGAGGUUAGGACAUUUUAAUAAUUUCUCAAGCUGAUAACUUACAGGUUUCAAUCUCUCCUACCAAGAACAACUUAGUCCCUAGCCCCGUUCAUCUUUAUCAGAUCGGGGUACCUAGUAAUCGUUUCCUACUGAUUCUAGAAGGAAAAGCUACUGCCACGUUUCAAAAAGUUGGUUUCAUCAGAUGAUAAAAAAUAUUAUGGAGAUGAUCAGUCACGCCUGUCUUUUGAAGUCGGUCCCUGGUCAGCCUUUGGCCAACCUUUGCUAAAACUUAUUGAGAAUCACUUGAAGAACGGAACUGGUAGGGCUAAGAAACAAUAUUUAUUUACUUUCCUUUUCAGAACCCGUAGACGGCUAUUUUUUCGUGCCGGAUUUUGACGUCGUUGUUCAUCAAAACUGCCGUUUUUUGCAGGUUUAAAAAUCAUUUUAUUAAUGACGCAAAUUUUUUCAGCUUCCGGCGUCUGCCUUGUUGAAUGCUGUAAGACAAACUAGCUUCAUCAGAAAACUGAGGUUUGUGAAAAUUUUUCGAUCUUUCCGAAGAACCGUUUUAUUCAGGCUUCCCACUGUCGCGGUAACUGGAGUCAAUGGAGAUGAAACUCUUAUCCAAGAGCAUUUCAAAAUAACCGUGAGAAUUUCUGCUCAUUUUUUUUUCUCUGGAAACUUACAACAGCUUGAAGGAAAAAGAAAAAUCAGACAAGCUGAAAUUGUAUAGAAGAAAAACGAGGCGUUUCCAAGCAAACAUAUCUUUUCUCGUUCUUACGAUUGGGUUCUUUUCGCACCUUGACACGUCAGAAUAGUGCAGGAGUUGUUAGGAAAUGUUUAGAUUGGAGCAUAGUUGAUUCAUAUCUAGCUUGAAGGGAAUUUUUCUUUUCUUUUUGCCAUAACGUUUUCCUAGUCUUCUUCAAAAGCGCUUUCUAAUUUUUGAGAGAAUGCAGAUUUAUGCAAAGCAGCAAUGAAGUGAAUAUUAAAUUUUUAAAAUUCAAGUGAUUUCAAUCAAUCAAAUCAAAUCAUUUAUUUUGUUGGUUUAGUCAUAGAUGUAUCGACUAGGCGGUGAACAAGAACUUUGAAAGCUAUAACGAACAACCGCCUUUGGCGAGCUAGAAGUCCAAACGUGUAGUCGAAAGAGUUGAAAGCAUGGUCUUACGGUCCUUCGUCUCGUCCUUCUGCGCGUAGUGUAUCCAGUUGCGCCUUGACGAGCUCAGAAUGUAGCGGAUGUUGUGCUGGAGCCCGGAGACCGUGCUCUAGAUGGAAGCCUCAGAAUGAGAGCUACCACUUCGAGUGAAGAUUUUACACGGAAUGAAGAUUUUACACGGAAUGAAGAUUUUACACGGAAUUUGCAGAAAAAAGUGCAAAAGACUAAUGCCAACGGUGACUGGCCCAUCAGAAAGCGAUCAGCCACGAGCGCAGUCGUUUCUCUCGCGUUACCUGUUCAACAAGUCGCCCAGCGUAUUUCUUCCCUAACUGGCCUCUCUGAUGCCGACGGAAAAAAUCCUGUUGGGAAUUCAGAAUAUUUGAUAACCGACACUAGACUGUAAUUGAAAUAUCCUUAUGGCUCUAAAUCUUUUUUUCUGUUUUUUUCGAUUUUGGGAAGAUUUUUAUUGUUGCUUAAAAAUUUAACGAAUUUUUCGAAUUUUUGAAACUUCUAGAUUUUUUUGAAAAAAACAAAAUAAUUUAUCUCUUCUCAUAAAUUUCAAGGUUCGAAGUUUAUGCUCGUGCAGAGAAGAAUUGUAUAAACUGCUCAAUGGUCUUUGACACUUUGAUUCAUUUAAUAGUCCCUCAUUUCUAAAACUGUGAUAUAUGGGCCUGUUUUUAUUGAUCACGCUCUCGAAAUGAGAUUAAUUGCAAAAAUUAUUUUUUUCCAGUAGCGGUUCCUAAACGCGGUAUUUUGUUCUUAUUACCUUGGCUUUUUCGAAUUGAAUUUUGAAAUCAUAAUGAUUUGUACACAUUUUAUCAUGCAAAAAUUUUUAUCAGCAAAUGUUAUCGUAUCAUGUCAGAAAGAAAACGCGAAGGAAAAAGUUUCUUUAUGUUUUCAGUCGAAGAGAUUUCAUCGACGCCAGUUCUGCAGGAUUUAUCUGACCGUGUCAUCGUUGCGCCGUCGGGCGAGAAGAUCUACGUGUGA
Caenorhabditis auriculariae is the source of this 15816-nucleotide messenger RNA. The record is from the annotation of a GenBank genome assembly. NCBI's taxonomy places the organism in Eukaryota, Metazoa, Nematoda, Chromadorea, Rhabditida, Rhabditidae.